This is a messenger RNA of Hylaeus anthracinus, 584 nucleotides long. RefSeq names its product 60S ribosomal protein L24 (gene RpL24). The transcript is spliced from 5 exons. Gene Ontology annotation, molecular function: mRNA binding; structural constituent of ribosome. Gene Ontology annotation, cellular component: cytosolic large ribosomal subunit. The record is from RefSeq and is a predicted model, not a curated record. NCBI's taxonomy places the organism in Eukaryota, Metazoa, Arthropoda, Insecta, Hymenoptera, Colletidae. The coding region runs from base 78 to 542 and encodes 154 amino acids. Gene Ontology annotation, biological process: cytoplasmic translation.
UGGUAUUGCCUACGUCUUAUUGAACGUGGUAGGGAUCGGCCAUUUUUGUCGAAUCCGUCUUUUCGUGAUAAUUCAACAUGAAGAUCGGACUUUGUGCCUAUAGUGGAUAUAAAAUAUAUCCUGGCCAUGGCAAAACCAUGGUUAAAGUGGAUGGAAAAACAUUCACUUUUUUGAACUCGAAAUGUGAGGCAGCACAUUUAAUGAGGCGUAAUCCAAGAAAAGUCACAUGGACUGUUCUGUACAGACGAAAACAUAAGAAAGGCCAAGAGGAAGAACAAUCGAAAAAGCGGACAAGGCGUACUCAGAAAUUCCAACGUGCUAUUGUUGGUGCAUCACUUACAGAUAUCUUGGCAAAACGUAAUAUGAAACCAGAAAUUCGUAAAGCACAGAGAGAACAAGCAAUCAAAGCCGCGAAGGAGCAGAAGAAAGCAGCGAAGGCCACAAAGAAGGCUGUUGUUCCAGCCAAAGCAAAAGCUGCACCAAAACACAAAGCUGCGAAAGUAACACAGAAGGUGGCACCACGUGUUGGAGGAAAACGUUAAAUUCUGAUACUAUUUAAAUAAAAUAAACUUUAUAUUUAAAGA